UCGGCUCCAAGCCUAACACAAGCAGAGACCCCGUCGCUCCGGCUGCUAUGGAGUAGUAAGGCUGGGUUUACAAGGUGCGUUGUAUGUGAGUGCAUGUAGUGUUCUGUUUCCCCCCUCAGCGGCUGCUAAUGUUUCCAAAAAUUAAUUAUUCAAGGAUUGCCUACUGACGGGGAGCCACUUGAUAGCACGACCUCAAGGGAAAAAACAAAAAUUGAAGCUGGAGAUCAGGUGAAACGAUACCUUGUCUUUUCUUUUUUGUCUUUCGUAAUUUUUUGAUGUAAGUGUAACCGAAGACUUGAAAGAAAACACCUUGCCCCCUCCGUUUUUUUUUUCUCUUUAAAGCCGUGUUCUUUUUUCUCUCCAAUGCCUGUUUCCAGCAAGCACACUGGUAUCGGGCGCUCUCAGAGCUGGGACGCUGCUGGAUGGUAUGAGGGGCAUUGGGACGGGGAGAGUGCCUACAGUUACCAGCCCGGGGCAGCUGGAAGGAGGAAUUCUUUGACGUACGGGGGUGACGGUGGAGGAGGCUGGUACGAGCCAGCCCUUGGGGUGCGCCCGGGUGACCUUGAGUUGAAGCGGGACCCCUAUUCCUACCAAGACUCCCUCUACGAUCAGGGCUACCCCGAGAGGCAUGACCGGCGGCCCCUGAGGAAGAGCUCUGUGCCUGACCUGAACAACCACUACGACCGACACGCCAUGGCAGCCCGCAGCUCUCUGCCCCCCCAGGAUUACUACCAGCAUGACCCCACAUUAGCAGCCCGGCCACCUGAAGAUCCACGAGGCUUUUAUAGAGGGGAGCAACACCUGCUUAACAGAUCAGCACCGCAUUAUGGGAUGACCGGUGGGGGCCGGACAGCUUGGGAUCAAGGACAAGCUAGGCCUGCUCCUCCUCCUCCCCCUACUGCUCAUGAGAUGAGCCGUAUGUACAGGGAUCCUGCCGCCGCCAAGAUGAUGCCAGAUGGCCAGCGUGUUCGGAGCAGGGACCCUUCUCCUGGCCACUACGGAGUUGAGACCUCCUCUCCCAGGUAUGGAGCUGAGCCACCCCCUCUCAGUGGCCGCUCUGUCUACAGCGACAUUAACGGGCGCCCUCUGGACCCCAGGCAGCCCACGGCCACCUGCCUAGUGGUGGACCCAGCCUCUCAGGGUAUGGACGGCAAUCAGGGGAGCGCCUCUCGUGGAAUGGGGAUCAGGCAGGAAAGCCCAUCGCCAUACUGCUCCACAGCGGGGCAGAAAAUGCCCUACGAAGGCUACGACCUCAACCCCGGGGUGGCUGCGGCUGCGGGUACUCCUGGCGCCACAGGGCCUCCACCACACCCAUCUCAGACGGCCACGCUGGCGGAGCUGAAGAAGAACGUGGACCGAGAGUUCCUGGCACUGCUGCGGGCGGAGGGGCUCUCGGAGAGCACCAUCACUGCUCUGUUGCAGCAGGGCUUCGACUCCCCCGGCCUGCUGGCCGUCAUGGAAGAGAAUGACGUGCGCUCAGUGGCCGCCAACCUGGGCCAGGCACGGGUGCUCUCCCGCCUGGCCCUCAGCUGCAAGAUGGAGUUGCAGCGGCAGCACGAGGGCCCCGUCACCUCCCAGCAGCAGCAGCAGCAGCGCGUACGUACACGAUCCAGUAGUUUCAGUCACCGCAAUGACCUCUACCUGCAGCAGCAGGGCGUGGAUGCCAAUACGAUGCAGCAGCCGCCCAGUGCUCUUCAUUCCGUGUCCCCCAGAAUGGGGGAGGUUAUGGGAAGGAGGCCCAGCAGCGCCCCCUCUCAGCAUCUUUUGGAAACCACCACGUAUGCUGGGGGUCGCUCCCCUGGGGGUUUCCCCGUCGGCUCAGGGGGAUACAGCAGUGCCUUAACCCCGGGCCGCCCCAUGUCGGCUUACUCCCCCCAGCAACAGCAGCCGCCGCCGCCCAACGCCGCCCCCAAGACGGCAUACUCCACCACCUACACUGUCCCCAUGGAGCUGAUGAAGAGGGACCGCAGCCACCCGCCUCUGUCGCCCAUGCUGAGCCCCCACAGCAGCCCCCAGCUCCUGCGGAAGGGUGGGCCUCAGCCCGAGACCUCCAUGAUGCCCAUGGGCCCCACCUUCCAGGUGCAAAACGUUAACGUUGCCAACCAGAAGAUCACCCGCCGCACGGGGCCGCCCGUCAUCGUCUCCACCAUGGCAUCACCUGACUCAAGUAUCCGACCUCAGAUCAUGAAUGGCCCCAUGCACCCCCGGCCACUGGUGGCACUGUUGGACGGGAGGGACUGUACGGUAGAGAUGCCCAUCCUCAAAGACCUGGCCACGGUGGCCUUCUGCGAUGCCCAGUCCACACAGGAGAUACACGAGAAGGUGCUGAAUGAGGCAGUGGGAGCCAUGAUGUACCACACCAUCACACUCACCCGCGAGGACCUGGAGAAAUUCAAGGCUCUAAGAGUCAUCAUCAGGAUAGGCAGCGGCUACGACAACAUUGACAUUAAAGCUGCUGGCGAGCUGGGAAUCGCCGUGUGCAACAUCCCCUCGGCGGCGGUGGAGGAGACGGCCGACUCGACCCUGUGCCACAUCCUGAACCUGUACCGGAGGAACACGUGGCUGUACCAGGCCCUGCGCGAGGGCACGCGCGUGCAGAGCGUGGAGCAGAUCCGGGAGGUGGCCUCCGGGGCCGCCCGCAUCCGGGGAGAGACGCUGGGGCUCAUCGGCUUUGGGCGCACGGGGCAGGCGGUGGCCGUGCGGGCGAAGGUGUUCGGCUUCAACGUGAUUUUCUACGACCCGUACCUGCAGGAUGGGCUGGAGCGCUCUCUGGGAGUGCAGCGGGUGUACACCCUCCAAGACCUGCUGUACCAGAGCGACUGCGUCUCGCUGCACUGCAACCUCAACGAGCACAACCACCACCUGAUCAACGACUUCACUAUCAAACAGAUGCGCCAGGGAGCGUUCCUUGUGAACUCGGCGCGAGGAGGACUGGUAGACGAGAAGGCCCUGGCUCAGGCGUUGAAGGAGGGCAGGAUACGGGGAGCGGCGCUGGAUGUCCAUGAGUCCGAACCCUUCAGUUUUGCCCAGGGCCCUCUGAAAGACGCACCCAAUCUAAUCUGUACACCACAUACUGCCUGGUACAGUGAGCAGGCAUCACUGGAGAUGAGGGAGGCAGCUGCUACAGAGAUCCGCAGAGCUAUCACAGGCCGUAUCCCAGACAGUCUGAGAAACUGUGUCAACAAAGAAUUUUUCGUCACCACAGCACCCUGGUCGGUAAUGGACCAGCAAGUAGUUCAUCCUGAGCUCAAUGGUGCUGCGUACAGGUACCCGCCAGGUGUGGUGGGAGUGCCUCCAGGAGGGAUCCCUGGGGCAAUAGAGGGCAUGGUGCCUGGCGGCGUGCCCAUCCCUCACAGCCUGCCCGCUGUCACACACCCCUCACAAGCACCCUCACCCAACCAGCCUUCAAAGCACGGCGACAACAGAGAGCAUCUAACUGAGCAAUAGCACCAGAGCAACAGCGUUCACUCCAACACACACCCGGGACCAAGAGACAGUGAACACACCUGCCGCCACACAGGACUGGGAACGGCGACAUGUUCCACGGAUUUGUACUCGAUUUUUUUUUUUUUGUUGUUGUUGUUCUACGUCAAACUUUUUAUUCUCAUUUGGAAAUAAACGCCAGUUUUCUUGGAUGUUCCAGUGUUGAUACUGUGCCGGCGGGCGGAACUGCUGUGCAAACUGCAGGGAGGCUCGCACCCUCAUCCCCAUCUUCCUGUUGUAGGAGGACUUGCAACCUGGCUCACUGGCCAGAGAGCGGAGAGGAGCAGCGAUGUCCUGCGUGCCUCACCCGCCACCCAGCUCUGCCCAGCUCACCCCGCAGGACCCCGCGCCACCGUCACGUCACUUAACCUUGUUUCUCCUUGCUUUUAUCUUUGAACCCCCGGACAUGGAAUAUGUCUCUUUUGUUCCUCAAUGUGAAAGAAAAAAUAAAAUGAUUAUUAAAAAGAUAUAUAUAUUUAUCAGCUCAACAGAGGAGGAAAACAAAAGUCGCUCACCGGAGCAGCAAUCUAGAGAGUGAACUUAGACUCUUGCCUGACCUUCGAACCUUGCCCCAACAGUUUUGAGACAGUAGCUGCCUCACGGAAAACGCAUGGUGAGGAACCGUCUUUCACACUUCCACCUGCUGUGUGGAGAACUGAGGGCUCAGGGUCACCCAGAGUACAGCCAAGAGCGACAAAUUUCAAGAAUCCUGUAAGCCCACAACACCUUCGCUAUCGAGUAUAGCAGAAAUGUGCUGCAUUCUGCAGAGGGUGUGCGUCCACUGAAUGUUGAAAAUAAUGUUGACUUUCUGAAAGAUCUGACAGCAGAUUGAAACCCUGGAGAAAAACAGAGCGGUUAAUGUCUGUGCAUGGAUUACAUCACAACUAGCUUUGAACACAAGGAUGUGUAAAUAUAAGAAUUCAAUUUUCGCAAUUCCAGAAGAUGUGCUAGCCUGCUGUGCCUACUCAGCAGGUGUCUUGGGUAAACCACAAGCUUUCUUGCUGAAGGUCCUGUAUGGCUAGUCUAUAUUUCAGACUAGGAAGAGUAAAUGCUUCAGAGGAUCCAAACUUUGUAAAUGCAAUAGUCCGGCAGUUCAGAUUAUGAUGGCAAUGGAUUCACAGGUGUUUUUUUUAUACAGAACAUUUUCACGAUUAAAAUGUAGCAACCUAGGUAGCAAUUACAUGAUUACAGACUUUCCUUCAAUACCUUGUAUUUAUGUACCCAGCAUCCCUUGUCAGUGUUACAUAGCACACAAAUGCAGUAUUUAUUUUACCCAGGCCACUAAUUCUAGGAGCCACUUUCAACGUGAAUUCUUAUAAAAUUGGUGCAGGUUUUUCUGAUUGAGAAAUACUCAACAAAACAUAGGAGAUUCACCAAACCUAUAAUUCCUUGCAUUUAUAUUGCACUUUUCAUCCCAAAGGAUCUCGAUGCUCUUAACAUAUAGGAGGGCAUCCACCUCAUCCACCGCUGAAGUGCAGCACCUGUCCUGGUGCCAGUUUGCACUGGCAGUUCAAGUACAGCAAGUGAGAAACUGAUUCAGACAUAUAUUUUGAAUCUCUUUUUCAGUCCUGCUAGAAGGGCAGACUUUUAAAUGCUUUUGUUUUUACUGAUCGAAAUUGUGACACUGAAAUUACAGAAGGUUACAUUAUUUCCAGGUUUUCUACAGAUUUGCUGGCUGAGCUUUUAAAAUCACAGACGUGUUUCUUCACUGAAAAUUCUGGCCCAAUCCUGUGGACUGGAAAGGGUUAGCGCAAACUGGAUUUCUUACUGACUCAGGAAAACACUUUUUGCAGAUUUUUUUCCCAAAUUGUAUCUGAAAAGGAAAAAAAAUGUCAUGAUAUUUUCUCUUCUCCCUGCCCUUUCUCUUUUCUUCAUUGUGGUAUUUUUAUAUAACAUCACGUUUUUGGUGUUUAAAAUUUUGCAGUCCUGUUAGAUUUGUAUUGCCUAGUUAAAUGUUCUUAUAACCAUAGUCUUCUGUGAACCAUCGUUUCUUUUAUUUUGUUUUAAUGAAGGUCUGUUGGAGCCUCUGGGUGCAUGGUGCACUCGGUGAGAGAUAGCUAAAACCUGUUAGUGUCCCAACAAUAGCAAGAGAUGGCUGCCAGCAUUAUUUGUUUUUAGUGUGAGUAUUUGUAUUUGUUUAUUGUACAAGGUGAACAUUUAGCAUUCAGUGCAGUUCAAAUAAAAAAUACACUUCUGAAA
Lepisosteus oculatus (spotted gar) is the source of this 5682-nucleotide messenger RNA. RefSeq names its product C-terminal binding protein 2a (gene ctbp2a). Gene Ontology annotation, molecular function: transcription coactivator activity; NAD binding; transcription corepressor activity. Gene Ontology annotation, biological process: regulation of transcription by RNA polymerase II. The record is from RefSeq and is a predicted model, not a curated record. Lineage: Eukaryota; Metazoa; Chordata; Actinopteri; Semionotiformes; Lepisosteidae. Gene Ontology annotation, cellular component: nucleus.